AAUUUAUUAUUAUAACUUUCUUAUAUCAUUUGAAUAGUCGGUUUCUAUUCAAUUGCAAUCUGUUAUUUGAAUCUAACACAUUGUUACUUUUGCUUACGUAAAAGGUUAUAUUGUUGGAUGUGUUGCUGGUUGAAAAACUUUAUACAUUUCGAUACUUAAUCAGCAAAAUGUCGAAGGAUAUAAUUGUUCUAACUCCAAACGGGCGUAGACAGAAAAUCCAAUGUUCUCCUGACACUAUAAUUCUCCAGGUAUUAGAAGAUGUAUGUGCUAAACAAGGUUUUGAGGCUACAGCCUAUGAUUUAAAGCACCACAAUACUGUUCUGGACUUAACAACCACAGUUAGAUUCUCCAACUUGCCCAACAAGGCUACUCUUGAAAUGGUUGAGGCUGAGAAGAGGAGACAAGAAACUACUGUCACAAUAGGUCUUUUACUGGAAGAUGGUGAUAGAAGGACUGCAGAUUUCCCACCAAAUACAUCAUUAUAUGAAUUGAUCACAUCACUUGCUCCAUCAGCAUUAAAGUCUUUAGAAAAUCCUACUAUUUUGUAUAUGCGUCAAGAGGUAACUGGUGUUCCUGCUCUUAAAGAGAAGACAUUGAGAAAAAUUGGGCUCCUGGGGGGUAGAGCCAUAUUGCGAUUAUUGAAUAAAGCUGAAGAUGCUAAACAAGCAAAUGUGUCUGCUGUUUAUCGACGGCCACCAUCAGACAAGCAUGAAGACAGAGAGCUUGUCAGAGCUGAUCCAGUACCCACAACAUCUACAAAAAAAGAAGCAUCUCCAGGCCCCUCAGCUGAACAAAAAACAGACCCCAAGCAAUUUGAUCCAAUUACAAUGAUAAAGGCAGCCAAACAAAGUCCACUGGAGACUGAAAAGAAAUUUGAAAUUAUUGAGAUAGAAAACAAAGCACAUGAAACAAGGAAAAAAGAAACUGGAAUAAAAAUAAAUGAUAAUGAAUCUCUUGGAGUGCCUUCUACUACAACAACUGUAGAAUCACAAGAAAAACUAGAAAGAAGACUGAAAAUAGAAGAGGAGGUUACAUUUUUGGGUGCACAGAAAGCAAUAGCUUUCAUGCAGCCAGAUAGCGCAGAGGAUGAGUUGAGUGACCUACCAGAUGAUUUUUAUGAACUCACUAUUGAAGAAGUUCGCAAACUAUAUAAAGACUUACAGGAGCAACGUUUGGCAUUAGAAAAUGAACCCCUGAUUACUUCAGCACAAAAACAAGAUAUACAAAAAAUGACAUCAGAACAAAGGUUAGCAGCUUUCAAGAAUGUUGUUGUCAGAGUGCAGUUUCCAGAUAAUAUUAUACUUCAAGGAAUUUUCUCUCCUACCAAUACCAUAGGAGAUGUUAUCAGUUUUAUCAAAGAACACCUUGAGGAGCCCAAUAGACGUUUUCAUAUAUUUACAACACCUUUGAAAGAGGCCCUUGAUCCUAAUAUGACAUUACUUGAAGCAAAAUUUGUACCGUGUGUUCAUAUGCACUUCAAAUGGCUGGAGGGUAUGGGAUCUAAGACAUAUCUAAAAGGAGAAAUAUAUACAAGGCAGACUUCAAGUGAAGCUGCUAGCAUGUUAGCUUCGAAAUAUAGGGCAAGCAGGCGAAAAAUAGAAGAAUCACCACAAACUUCACAAGCAGGCUCAUCUACAUCUAAGAGCAGUAAACUACCAAAGUGGUUUAAGAGAUAAUUUUUAUUUAUUUUCUGGUAGAUUUUCUGUCAUAUUACUAUUUUUAAUCUUCAGUAACCAUGUAUCUUUAGUAUUGGGUGGCAUAAUGAGGAGCAAAACAGUUAAAAUGUUUUAAAUCACUUGUUUUGCUCAUCAUCAUGCAUGUUUAAAUAAUUUUACAUACAAAUAUUGUUUUAAUUAAAA
Messenger RNA from Pectinophora gossypiella (pink bollworm), 1859 nucleotides. Its product is annotated as tether containing UBX domain for GLUT4. The record is from RefSeq and is a predicted model, not a curated record. The transcript is spliced from 9 exons. NCBI's taxonomy places the organism in Eukaryota, Metazoa, Arthropoda, Insecta, Lepidoptera, Gelechiidae. The coding region runs from base 168 to 1676 and encodes 502 amino acids.